This is a messenger RNA of Exophiala spinifera, 804 nucleotides long. RefSeq lists its product as uncharacterized. The record is from RefSeq and is a predicted model, not a curated record. NCBI's taxonomy places the organism in Eukaryota, Fungi, Ascomycota, Eurotiomycetes, Chaetothyriales, Herpotrichiellaceae. Bases 1 to 804 code for a protein of 267 amino acids. The transcript is spliced from 2 exons.
AUGACCAUUAUCGUCGACUAUUAUAUUACUGUUUGGCACUGCAUCGACGCCGCCUCGACGGCCUCUCGCCCUGUCAGUGGCUUCAAACUCGUUCCACCGACCCUGAAUCUCCUCCUGAAGGGCAUCCAUCUCGAUAUCGUCAAAAUCCCGACUUUCACUGGGAAUGCCGGGAAUGAUCUGGCUGUCCUGGUGUCCCAUCACCCACUGACCAUUAUCUUUGUGGCGAAAAAGUUCUUCGUACUGUAUAGACUUACCGGCGACGGCGUGAGCCUCGACCUCGUCAUCGGCGAAGUCCGAACCAAGAGAGACUUUAGAGAUCCUCUGGACCUUAUCGUGACACAAGAGGAUGUCUCCACGAAGCGUAGUAUCUCGGUGCUCGACCUUGAUUCGAGAGCGAAUCGAAGUGAAAACGUCUCGCUGGAAGCGACGAAGGCAGAUCCACACGAGAUACUCGAGAAGAAAAUUAUGAAUGAAAUGGUAUCGUCUAUACUGCGUUAUCCAGUGGCCAAUCCUUUCCACGCGGAGAAAAUCGUCGUGGAUAUUCUUAACCUCUCGCCAACGAGCACGAUAUGUAGUCGCUAUGGCGACAUUACCGAAGAGAGUGUAUUCGCUGAUGGAUUCUCGAAAGGUGAACUGCUCUCAGUCGAUCUUGUCCAAAAACCACGCGUAAUCGUAACGUUGAAGGGUUCGAGAGAAUCUAAGACCUUUAUACCGUCGUCCUCCGGAUCGCUCCUUCGAAUCCCAUCAAAGCGCGGACUCACCGCGGAGAAGGUGGCUCCCGUAGCUAUACUUCGCCAGUCGUAG